This is a messenger RNA of Haplochromis burtoni (Burton's mouthbrooder), 2461 nucleotides long. RefSeq names its product sodium/potassium transporting ATPase interacting 4 (gene nkain4). The record is from RefSeq and is a predicted model, not a curated record. The transcript has 7 exons. The coding region runs from base 276 to 905 and encodes 209 amino acids. NCBI's taxonomy places the organism in Eukaryota, Metazoa, Chordata, Actinopteri, Cichliformes, Cichlidae. Gene Ontology annotation, biological process: regulation of sodium ion transport.
UUUUUUUUUUUUACACACCGGCUUGCAACCACCCUCCCAGUCAGUCACCUCAAGUGCGGCCGAGCGGCUGGAGCGGAGGCAAACAAACACAUCCAGAGCAUCCGGAGCGACUCUCGUCUAUCGUGUUUUGGGCUCAAGUAAAAGAGACCGGGGUGGAAGAGAAGAAUGGGACGCCGGUGCUUGGAUCAACACUGAGUCCUGCCGGCACACCGAGAGCUCCUCUGACUUUUUCUUUUUCCCCCUCCCAGAGUCACCGUGUUUUCACCGCUGACACAAUGGGCUGCUGCAGCGGACGAUGCACUCUCAUCUUUAUUUGCACUUUACAGCUGGUGUUGGCUUUAGAAAGACAGGUCUUUGACUUCCUUGGUUACCAGUGGGCCCCCAUCCUCGCCAACUUCUUCCACAUCAUCAUCGUUAUCCUCGGCCUCUUUGGCACUAUCCAGUACCGGCCACGCUACAUUGUAGUGUACACGGUAUGGGCCGCGAUCUGGGUAGCCUGGAACGUCUUCAUCAUCUGUUUUUACCUGGAAGUAGGAGGCCUGUCCAAGGACAGUGACCUGCUAACAUUUAACAUCUCAGCUCAUCAUUCCUGGUGGAGUGAACAUGGCCCCGGCUGUGUGCGGAGAGAGAUGCCACAGGCUCCUGGGGUCCAUACCACGGAGAGCCACUCCUACAUCACUGUCAUGGGCUGCUUCGUGGACUAUCAGUACAUUGAGGUCAUGCACAGUGGGGCACAGAUUCUUGUUGCUCUCCUUGGCUUCGUGUACGCCUGCUAUGUUGUCAGCGCUAUCACUGAGGAGGAGGACAGCUUUGAUUUUAUUGGAGGAUUUGACCCAUUCCCACUCUACCAUGUCAAUGAGAAAUCAUCUCAUCUCCUCUUAAAGCCCAUGUACCCGUCUACGUAAAUAGGAGAACAUCCAGCGGGGAGGUGAUGCAGCAAAUUCCUACAGAGACAAAAUGGUUGCUUUGACACAAACGUCCCAGUGCGCUUCAGUGCGCGAGACGUUCCUCCCUCCUUUGAUUUCAGUCCUUUAAACGUGUAAUUUGCUGAUGUACUGCCCAGAAAAGCCAACAUUUCUCUGUAAGGGUCCAUCGUGAUGGGUUUAGGGAGCUGGGGAAUUGCAGUAAAACAAAGCAUGUAUUUAGGGGUAUUUGUGUAUUUAGGCAAGUAUCAAUCAUUUUGUUCGUGUUGAUUUCUCUGCUGUGCUCCCACUGCUGCAACCUGCCCACAAUGGGCAAAUACCCCCCUCCCAGACUGUGACUGUAUAGAACAUGUACAGCUAUUAAAUACAUUGUGGAUGUAAUCAGGGGCUGCCCAUCAUUGCCAGUCUGUGGUGCUGUGUCUUAGAGGACUCACUGAUUUAGCAUAUUAUUGCUGGUUUGGCUCAAAUCUUAGCCGGAGGGCUGAAUUACAGUGGAGCCUGUGGAAUGAGCUAUUGUGUGCUGUCUGUUUACUUUAGGCCAGGAUGUGUGUGCAUAAAUACAGAAGCAGAGCAGGAAGAGACAGGGGAGUGUAGAGGUAGAGGGUGGGGAGGGAACAAAAGCACCAAACCUACAGGGGCAUCUGUCAAAAAUAGAAAAUGUAAAUAAUGAAAGUGGGAGGGUUAAAAUUAGCUUUUGAUUUAGAGUUUGAAAAUGUGAGCUAUCAAGAAUGCAAAAUAGCGUGAGCCUGCAAGAGGCAUUCAAACACAAAGGAUGGCAUGCGAGUCUUAGUUUUAUUUCGGGAGUCUUAUUAUUGUGACUAUUUUCACCAACAACAAAGUCGGUGUUUCUGAAGUGUCAGGUGUUUGUGCUCGAUGAUACGCUGAAAGCUUUGUUUUCACGUCAGUCCCCCUCUAACUACUGACAGAUCUGCCAAGGGUGAUCAUUACACACACUCAAACAAAAGUUACAUAGCAUAUUUUUAACUUGAAGAAAACAAUAGAAGUUGUUUCAUUGUUCAUAUUUAAGCACAACAGUGCUGAGAUGUCUGGGUAUGGUCUUCAGUGUAGAAGUAGCGUGGCAUAUACAUGAAUAGAUCAGAGAGUUUUCUCCUGUCACUUCAGCAGUUUAAAUUAAAUUGUCAGUGUUAAUAGUCGCAGCUGUGAUUGUUUGAGAGCAUGUUGGGGUGUUUUUUUGUUUUGUAAUUUUAUGCAUAUUAAGUAAUAAGUAAAAAGCAAAACUGGUGUCUUUAAAUUGCUUUAUAUAAACUGGCAACUUAAAUUUCUUGUAUUCUGACCCAGAAAAACGACAAUUAUUCAAAUGAAAUGAAAUGAAAAAGUUCAUAUCUCCCAUACUGAUUGGUAGCACUUCUUUUGUUCCUGUUAGUGUCAUCAAGAAGUCAGAUUCGCUCAUGCCUUACUGGUUGUGUGAAUCACUACUGCCCUCUGGUGUUCAUAGUAUUCAUGUGCAAAUUUCAAGGCUACUGAGUUUCUGCUGCAUGCUUAACCUUCCAUAAAACUCCCACUUUUUUUUUUUUUUA